Cooperia oncophora is the source of this 237-nucleotide messenger RNA. NCBI's taxonomy places the organism in Eukaryota, Metazoa, Nematoda, Chromadorea, Rhabditida, Trichostrongylidae. The record is from the annotation of a GenBank genome assembly.
AUGACCGGCGCCUAUCGAUGCCAGGCGACCACAUCUGAACAGAAAAACAAAGCGAUAAGCUCGGAGUUUAAUAUCAAUGUGGUUGGAAUUGAAAAGAUUUCAACCAUCCAUCACCACCUGCCAUAUGGACAGCUUGGUUUCAUAGAAGUAGAGGUAUGUGCGAAUCCGAAACCGGAGAUCUUCUGGCUGACUCGCGACGCGAUCAUUACACCUCAUCACGUUCUGGGAAGCUCUCAU